AUGCGACGCGUGCAGGGCCAGGAAAACACGAUGCAAAUUAUCAGGCAGUACGGAUGCCUGCGACUUCUGCCUGUCUUGACCCCCCUGACCCCGGUAUACCAGACCAUCCGUGAGCUUCCGGGACCGCAACCAGGCUCCGAACAUGCUGCCUAUCAUCCCACUCAGCCGUCAACCCUGUAUAUCGACUCUUUGCUUGCCAAUCGCCAAGCCUCUCGUCGACACGGAGGUGCCAGCCAUCCAGACCAGCUGACCACGAUCUUUGGUCCUAAUCCAAACAUCUCAUUCUUCCCUGCGAAAAGAGUUCGAGCUAUCAGCGAUAGAUUAGGUCAUAGCCGGCUCGAUCAGCUGCUGGACGAAAUCCGCGCGGUGGUUGCAACCAAGGUCAAGAACACUUGUGCCAUCCCCCAAACAUAUUCCCAGCGGCAUCGGGAUGCAGGACGAAAUAAUGACCUCCCUAGUACAGACAUCAUUGCGGGACACAUUGCCGGUAUUCACAAGUUCUCCAUGUCCCAUCUCCCACAUGCUAAUGAUCCGGUGCUCUGUUAUGCAGCGUACUUUGAUACUGUGCAUCCGAUUUAUCCAUUCCUUUGUCCAGACACGUUCCGUGAGAGGACCUUAGGGCACAACCUCACUCAGUCGCUCAUUGCGGAUAAAAGCUGGGCAGCGCUGUUUUACGCCAUCGUGGCCAUUGGCUGUCAGAAUAACGAUGGGGGAAGCUUUGAGGCUGGCGUAGGAGAAGCCUGGUCGUAUUUCGAGCGGUCAUUGUCAUACUUUCAAGAGCUUCUCUUUGGCAGAGGCUCGUUAACUGCAGUCCAAGCACUGAUGGCUAUGGCAAUCUUCUCAUCAACUGUCUCGGCCUUCCAGUUCGAACCCUUGAUGUUAUCGGAGGCGGCUAUUAUGGCGCAGGGAUUAGGGUAUCAUCGCUCAAACAGUCCGCAGGAGGGUCCCUGCCGUCGCACGUUCUGGGUCCUCUAUUUCAUGGAGAAGACUUCCUGCUUUGCGACUGGCAAGACUUCGGUUCUGGAAGAUGCCAAUAUAAGCUGUGCCAUUCCUGAUGUGCCAGAGUCCACCUUUCACGACUAUGACUGGUUCUUCAACUUUGUCAAAUACGCCCGUCUUGUCUCCAAGAUUCGCCAGUCGCUCUUCACAAUCAGCUCCGUGAGUCAACCACUAUCCAGCUAUAACUCCGUGGUAGAGAGCCUACGCAUGGAACUAGAAACCUGGCGCUUGACCGCUCCGCCCCGAUUCCGACCAGGUGAAACACUAAAGACUCGCCUGCUACGAGAGACUCUCGCGGUCCAAGUUGCAUUGAUUACCCAUUUUCUCUAUCUCAACGCCCUGCUUACACUAUCAUGGACUGUUCUACAUCACGGUGCUGUCCGCCUGGGUACCACACAACAGGAGGUUAUGAAGCGAGAAUUGAUGCGAACUGCCAGAAGCGUACUAGAACUGACGGUUUUCAUUGAGGUCGCGCCCUCUACUCCGGUCUGGAUCCUCGCCGUCCUCCCCCUUUCAUCACUAAUGAUCCUCUUCGACCUCGUUGUCCACAACGCCAACCACCCCGAGACCGGUCUCAGCUUGGCCCUUCUCGACAUAGCCGGUGGCCACUUCAGCAGACUAGAGUACGCCAGCAAUGGGGCUCUACCGGGGUCUUUAGUCGCCGAAUUCGCACAUCUCGCCCGACAGUACGUAUCCGAAACUCGCAAAUCCAAGUCCAGGGACUGUAGCGAGGCCGGUCCGCCUCAAGCUCCUGUUGAAGCAUCCCCGUCUGUGCCCCAAGCAAUGCGACCUACAACGACGACAGCAGCAACCACCACUAGCCAACUGCAAAACGCCGUGUCGGCAUUGCCCCAGGGACCCGUUAAUGAUCUUCCCAUUGACAUGCAGCCGUGGAGUCCGGCAUCGCUGGAUCGGAAUGAAUCCCUGUUCCUUCCUUAUAUUGAUGAUCCGAGUUAUUAUUUUGGGGACUUACAGUUGCUGGGAAUAGAUGUGAGGGAUCUUUUUGAUCAUCCGUAUCAACUUCCGGGGAGUGAUCAGUAG
Molecule: messenger RNA, 2040 nt
Organism: Aspergillus sclerotioniger CBS 115572
Lineage: Eukaryota; Fungi; Ascomycota; Eurotiomycetes; Eurotiales; Aspergillaceae
Product: fungal specific transcription factor domain-containing protein
Exons: 8
Coding region: 1-2040 (679 amino acids)
Biological process (GO): DNA-templated transcription
Molecular function (GO): zinc ion binding; DNA binding
Source: RefSeq, a predicted model, not a curated record